Molecule: messenger RNA, 2060 nt
Organism: Klebsormidium nitens
Lineage: Eukaryota; Viridiplantae; Streptophyta; Klebsormidiophyceae; Klebsormidiales; Klebsormidiaceae
Source: the annotation of a GenBank genome assembly
CCAAACAGCCGUCCGAACCUGUCGAUGGACGGAAAUGUUUGCGAUCAUGUGUGAUCGCUGUAUGAGCAGUCGUGACUCGUGAUUGAAGCCUCUGCCCAUUUCACGGUAGGACGAGCUGUGGCUGGCAGUAUCUGCGGACGAGGGACGGGUUCAAUGGCUGCCGCUUUCGUCAACAUGAAGUCGAGGCUCGCUGGGGUCCUUGCUUUGUUCAUGCUGAGCUUUUCGUUCCAGGUGCAUGCAGCACUUUUGAGAACGGGCGGGCAAACAGACCUGCCAAGAAUCCAACUUAACAAGUCUGCGCCGGGCAGCAGGGCAGCUAGCUGGCUUGGACAGCCAUACUUGGGAGGGGUCAAGGAAGCCAUCAACGAGCUGGCACUGGGAUCGCAUCCAGAUUAUGUCGCUCUCAACAACUACCUCGAUGCUCAGUAUUAUGGCACCAUUGGUCUGGGCACCCCUCCCCAAGAUUUCCGGGUGGUUAUGGACACUGGCUCGGCAAACCUGUGGGUCCCCUCUACAAAGUGCCGCUUCUCGAUUCCCUGCUGGUUGCACCACCGGUAUGACGCGAGCAAGUCCUCCACAUACAAACCCGAUGGGAGACCCUUUGCCAUUCACUACGGAACAGGGUCCUUGGAGGGCUUCUUGAGUACCGAUGUGGCGACCAUUGGGGACGUCAAGGUGCAGGGCCAGACCUUUGCUGAGGCAACCAAGGAGCCAGGCCUGGCAUUCCUCGCUGCCAAGUUUGACGGUAUCCUGGGGCUGGGCUUCCUGGAGAUUUCCGUGGACAAGGUCCAGCCGCUCUGGUACAACAUGCUGGAGCAGAAGCUGGUCCCGGAGGCCAUCUUCUCGUUCUGGUUCAACCGCGACGCGGCGGGCGCCGUUGGCGGCGAGAUGGUCCUGGGCGGGGUGGACCCCAAGCACUUCAAGGGCAACCACACGUGGGCGCCCCUCACGCGCCGCGGCUACUGGCAAUUCCGCCUGGACGAUGUCCUGCUCGAUGGCAACUCCACGGGCUUCUGCAAGAUCGGGGUCGGCUGCCAGGCGAUUGCCGACACGGGAACCAGCCUUCUGGCAGGGCCGUCCGCGGUGGUUGCUGAGAUCAACCAGGCCAUCGGCGCCAAGGGCGUGGUGAGCGAGGAGUGCCGCACGCUGGUGGAGGAGUACGGGUCCGCCAUCAUCGACCUGCUGGAGCAGCAGGUGGACCCCGCCAAGAUCUGCGCGCUCCUCGGGGUCUGCGACCUCUUCACCAAGAUGGACAGGGGCGACGAGAGCCACCACCGGAAGCUGCUCGAGGUGCUGAGGCUGCCCUCAGAGAGCGCGCAGGCCGGGCCGCACGUGCAGGGCGACGUGCCGUGCGCCAUGUGCGAGACGUUCGUGGUGUGGGUGGAGCACCAGGUGAUGCAGAACAAGACCAAGCAGCAGAUCCUUUAUGAGCUCAACCGGCUGUGCGACCACCUGCCCAGCCCCAAGGGCGAGUCCGUCAUCGACUGCGCCAAGCUGCCGGACAUGCCCGACAUCGCCUUCACCAUCGCGGGCGAGCCGCUCGUGCUCACCCCCGAGCAGUACAUCCUUAAGAUUGGUGCCGGGGGACAGAGCCAAUGCAUCAGCGGCUUUAUGGCGUUCGACAUCCCGCCUCCAAUGGGCCCUCUUUGGAUACUGGGAGACAUCUUCCUUGGCGCUUAUCACUCUGUAUACGAUUUUGGCAACGAACGGGUCGGUUUCGCACCAGCUGUGUGAUCCCGCGGAUGUCAAAGAUUGCAGAUUGAAAGGGUAUACGAUCCCUAGCAAGAUUUUUGUAUUCGAUAUAUUUCAGCUUCCAUUACUGGUAAAGUAGCACUUGGGCUGAUUCUUGUGCUGAUAGGUGCUCUGUGGUGACGUGUAUAGUAGUGUCUUUCAUGAACAAUGUAAGUUGGAUGAGAUUUUCUUUCGUAACGUUCCCCUUUGCUAACACUUGUAGUCGAGGACUUUUCAGGAGGUACAAACAUUUGGCGAUUGUCACGGGCCCAUGCAUGGCCAGCAAGUACAUGGAGGUAUAAUAGUAUCAUGUUGAAUCGAGUCAUGCG